Lodderomyces jiufengensis is the source of this 669-nucleotide messenger RNA. It is a transcript of the gene POP3, whose product is annotated as Pop3p. Bases 1 to 669 code for a protein of 222 amino acids. Gene Ontology annotation, molecular function: ribonuclease MRP activity. The record is from RefSeq and is a predicted model, not a curated record. Gene Ontology annotation, biological process: rRNA processing; intronic box C/D snoRNA processing; tRNA processing. The transcript has a single exon. Lineage: Eukaryota; Fungi; Ascomycota; Pichiomycetes; Serinales; Debaryomycetaceae. Gene Ontology annotation, cellular component: ribonuclease MRP complex; nucleolar ribonuclease P complex; cytosol.
AUGGCAAAAAGUAAGGGAAUAGUAAAGACUUCUGAUAAGGCUAUGGGAUCAUCCAUAAAAGCUAAAAAUAAUAAAAAAAAACAAGUAUUUAAAGCAUUAUUAGAAAAUCCAUUUACAUCAAAUAAUUGGCCAUUUAUACAACCAAAAGAUUCAGAAGAUAUAUUAACAAUAUUUAAAGUACUAAUAAAACCAUAUUUUGAAAAAGAAUCAUCAGAUACAAAAGAAAUUAAAAGUCCCAAUAAUGGAAUAUAUUUUGGAUUUAAUUCAAUUGUGGAAGCUUUAGAAAGACAAGCAGCUAAUUUUAGAGGUAAACAUAAAGAUUCAAUAGAACCAAUUAAAUAUGUAUUAGUCUGUAAGAAUGAUUUACCAUCUGUCAUGAUAGAAUUAUUACCAACUUUAUGUUUUACAGCUUCAAAAAAUAAAGAUGAUAGAGUUAAAUUAGUACAAUUACCAAAAGGAAGUAUGAAAGUAUUAUCAUAUUCUGUAAAUAAAUCAAAGUGUGGAAUCGUUGCAUUAAAUAAAAGAAAAGAGUUUGAAUCAUUGACUAGUCUAAUAGAUAAAAUUGAUGAUAUAGAUAUCCCAUGGUUAAAUGAACUAUUUAAUACUCCAACUCAAUUUUUUCCACCAAAAGUGUCAACUAAUAAUACUAACAAUAAUGUAAAGAUAUGA